AUACACAUGUAUAUAGCUCAUCAUUCUUCAUCUCCUAAGACAUUCACAAAAAAUGUCAUUACCUAAUUCACUCUUCUAUACAUUUUUCUUGAUCUUAUUCUCAACGAUUCGAAUUGCUCAAAGCAUAUAUUUAAGUCCAUCACCGGCUCCAAAUCCGGCUUACAAUGAUAACGACAAUAUUGCGCCAACCGUCUUCGACGUGACUUCAUUUGGAGCCAUCGGCGAUUGCUCGACCGACGACACGUCAGCAUUCAAAAUGGCAUGGGACGCUGCAUGUAUGAGUACAGGGCCUAAGUCAGCCCUGCUUCUUGUCCCUUACACUUUCUGUUUCUUGGUUAAGCCAACCACCUUCAAUGGUCCUUGCAGAACAAAUCUUGUACUACAAAUCGACGGGUUCAUUGUAUCGCCCGAUGGACCGAGGUCAUGGCCAUCGAACUACCAGAGGCAGUGGAUGAUGUUUUACAGAGUUAAUGGAUUAUCAAUUCAAGGCUCUGGUGUUAUCAACGGCCGUGGUCAGAAAUGGUGGAAUCUUCCUUGCAAACCACACAAGGGCCUUAACGGAACGACUCAAACCGGUCCUUGUGACAGUCCAGUAGCGAUUAGGUUAUUUCAGAGCUCAAAAGUAAGAAUCCAAGGGAUUAACUUCAUGAACAGCGCUCAGUUUCAUGUAAGGUUUGACAACUGCAGUGACGUCGUGGUUGAUUCCGUGAUAAUCAAGGCACCAGCUUCUAGUCCUAACACUGAUGGGAUCCAUAUUGAGAAUACACACAAUGUUCAGAUUCGCAAUUCCAUGAUUUCCAACGGAGAUGAUUGUAUUUCUAUCGGAGCCGGCUGCUUUAAUGUCGAUAUUAAGAAUGUUACGUGCGGUCCAAGCCAUGGGAUUAGCAUAGGUAGCCUCGGAGUCCACAACUCGCAGGCCUAUGUCUCGAACAUAACAGUGACAAACUCAACCAUAUGGAACUCAGACAACGGUGUUCGGAUCAAGACAUGGCAAGGAGGGUCAGGCUCGGUUUCAAGAAUUGUGUUCAGUAACAUUUUGAUGGUCAACGUUCGUAACCCUAUAAUGAUAGACCAGUACUACUGUCAAACCAAUAACUGUGCUAACCAAACCAGCGCAGUCAUUAUAAGCGAUGUUCUCUAUGCAAAUAUCAAAGGGACUUACGACCUGAGAAGCCCACCCAUACAUUUUGGUUGCAGCGACUCUGUCCCCUGUACUAACCUCACACUCACGGAAGUCGAUCUGUUUCCUUCCAAAGGCCAGCAUUUGGAAAACCCGUUCUGCUGGAACGCGUAUGGAAGCAUGAAGAUUACAGUACCACCUGUUUAUUGUCUACUCGAUGCACCUCCGGACUUCUAACAGAAAAAGAUAUGUUCAUCGCAGUUCACCAACUUGUAUUCAGAUUCAGAACCAAGUAUGAACACAAAAAUGUGAGGGUAGCUUCAAUAUCAGUAAAGAGUAUCGAAGAACUUAGUCUAAAGGUUAGACAUUACCCUAAAAGUAUGUAAUUUUUUAGGAUGCACACUAUAUACAGUUGUGAUAGGCUCAAAGAAGUCAAUCUAGUUUGUAACAUAAAUAAAUAAAAAGUACUUUGAGAAACAGAAGAAGACCCUUAAAUCAGAUUCAUACAUUGAAUUUUCCUCAAAAUGAUUAGUACUUUGAGCAGAAAGAUUGCAUAUUUCCAAAUCUCAUUGCAUUGGCACCACUGGCAAGUAGGCAUAUAUCAUUUUUCAUUUGAUACCACUUUUGAAGAAGAAAAUGAAUCUAGUUUAUGAAACUUGAAUGCAAUGAUGCAUAUAUGAAGAGGAGAUAGUAGAGAAGUGAACUUAUAUUCCAU
Messenger RNA from Arabidopsis thaliana (thale cress), 1835 nucleotides. Its product is annotated as Pectin lyase-like superfamily protein. Lineage: Eukaryota; Viridiplantae; Streptophyta; Magnoliopsida; Brassicales; Brassicaceae. The transcript is spliced from 5 exons. Bases 53 to 1357 code for a protein of 434 amino acids. Gene Ontology annotation, molecular function: polygalacturonase activity. Gene Ontology annotation, biological process: carbohydrate metabolic process. The record is from RefSeq and is marked reviewed.